Molecule: messenger RNA, 1085 nt
Organism: Solanum lycopersicum (tomato)
Lineage: Eukaryota; Viridiplantae; Streptophyta; Magnoliopsida; Solanales; Solanaceae
Source: RefSeq, a predicted model, not a curated record
AGGCCACAUAUCGUAUUAAUGUCAGAAUACCUCAACUAAUAACAAUUAAACAAUUUCACUUUCCGGCCAAUUAAACUAUUUAAUACUACUUCAUUGUUACAUUAACAUUUCUCAAUACGAUCUCCAAACUUUCUCAUCUUUCCUCCUAUCAUAUUAAUUAAAUAGGUCUUUCACUGUUUUGUUACCUUUGUUUUUAUAAGUUAAUUAAUUUAGCUUAGCCAUGUUUAGAGCACUGAGCACACGAAGAGAUUAUAGGGGAUAUGAUGAAUUGAUUAAAGAGGAGGCACCAUCCACUCCACUAGUAGAUCCAAAAUUGAACCGAAACAGAAGCGUUUCAGCAGCUUAUAAAUUUUUUAGUCCAUCCAGGAAGGAGCAAAAUUUUCCGAUGAGUCCUCAAGUGAAUAAGGAAGCGAAAAAAGCGAGCAAAAUUCACCCGAUAUUCAGCCUAUUCGAAACGAAGAAGAAGAAGAAGGCAACUGCUAGGCCCGAAUUCUCGAGGUACAUUCAGUAUGUUAGAGAGGGGGGUUUUGGUGAUGUGUUGCAGACUUCUUCAGUUCCUCCAACUUCACCACGGCCGUGAAUUGAUUCAAUAAAUUCGUGCACAAUUUUAAUUUGGAGUUUGGGUUCAAGUUACGUUGUUGACAAUUUUAACUGGAAAUUGAUGCUGCCAAUAAUAAUACACCAAAUCCGGAGUUUGCUGGUUUUGCCUGGUGAAGAGAACAUGGGAUGAAGAGUAAUGAAUUUGAUUACGUAAAUAAAAUGUGAGAUAUGAGUAAUAUUCAUUUUCCUUCUUAAUUUAUUAAUUACGAUUAAAAAAAUCUCUUGAUUUCCUUUAACUUUGAUGCACCGGCCUCUUAAAUCCUACUCCUAUAUACAAAGGGUACGCACAAAAUAAGGAGCUAAGAAAUGGAACAAUACAGAAAAUUUUAGUGAAUUAUGAAAAAUAUAAUCCAAUUUCUUUUUUCUUUUUUGUAAGAAAAAACUUAAGAAAGUCAACUUGGAGUAUCAUGUGACCAUCAUGAGCAUCAGUUAAUAAUUGUCACAUGUGAUCUUCUGAGAAUAAAAUUAUAUAAAAAAUAUAAUAA